GAGGUUAAAAACUAAAUAAAAUGAUUGAGUCUGCCUUAGUUGCAAUACGUAGCUGGAUUGUACCGGACAGAUAAAUCGUAUUUAAUGAAUCGCCUAGCCGGAUCGAAAUCUGUGGUAUUGCGACGCAAAUUGUGAAUAAAAGAUACGAUUGAGAUGUCGAAAACAUCCCAUGGUGUUACUUCUCUUUGUAAAAGAUUUGAGGCUUAUGCAAAUUUAAAUGAACAAUCAGGAAGUAAAAACAUUUUACAGGAAGACGAGAAUCAUAUUAAGGAAGAGUCGAAUCGGAUGAAACAUUCAUCUGAACAUACGUUAUUGCAGGCAGAUGAACCAAAUAACGAACCAUCAAGUCAUGCAACUGGACAAGAAAAUGCCACUGUACAUGAUAUCAGGAAGACAGAUGCAGAAACUGAAGAAGAUUGUGUUGAGGGAGCACAUGGCUCUAGCAGCAUACAGUCAGACAGUUCAGAAUGCGAUCCGGCUAGUGAAGGUUGGACUUCAGUUGAAAAUAUAAAUAUUGAUAGGGGAAAUGGAAUGUACAGAACGAUGCUUUCUUCUCCGGACUCAGCAAUGGACGCUUAUUACACAACAGACACAUCGGCUGAAGAAUGUGCCUUGUGUAACGCAGAAAAUACAGAGUAUAUGGUAGAGGUAUAUAUGUCCAUACUUCAACGGAAUUUGGAUGUUGCAGAGAUACUGCCUCUCUUACAUUUUAUCAAUCAUAAUGAUGCACGGAUGUUGUCAAAAACAGAGCCACAAGAAGAUGCUGUGAAAAAGUUAUUAGAUAUCAUUACGAAUGAUACUGAAGACAGUGGAAAAUGGACAACAUUUCUGGUAGCCCUGGAGAAAGCCGGCUAUACCUAUUUACACCAACUGUUGACAGGAGAAACAGAAAAGGAUCACUUUUAUACAAAUUCUAUACUGUCAAUAAUGAAGCCUGCUCUCAUAAAUCAGAUUUAUCUUCGAGAUAUCAUAGAUCUUAUGAUUGAAAAAAGUCUCAUAAACGAAGAGGACCAAGAUCAAAUAGAAAGCGUGGAGAAAGUGCGGGGACCGAUAGCGGCCACUAGAGUUUUGUUAGAGAAGGUUGACAAGAGGUCACCAAAUUGGGAUACCGAGUUUGCGGAAAUACUUGAAAAGUCGGGAAUGUCAGAAAUCGCCAAUAUUUUUAAAAUGGUUGAGCAUCAUGACAACUGUGAGAAUAAAGAAGAUGACAACCCAAAGAAGAAAAGGCAAAAAACCUUAAAGCGCAAGUUUGGCAGGGCAGGAAGAUGUAGGACGCACUCACAAAUGAAAACCCAAACACUACAUUUGCCAUCUGAGGAACAGAAAUCAAAACGAAUCAAGCAAAGUAUAGAACAGUCUUCUAAAACAUCUGAGUCAGUUCGACAAGUUACAAAUGACGAAAUGAUUGGAUUGACUGCAAGUCUACUGACACUGAAUAUGAAUGUUGAAAACCUUAAGCAGAACAUGAUAGAUAUAAAAGAGGCCAUGACAGCGACUCAAGCAAUUACAAGAAUGCAUAAUGACAAUCAAAUUACAGUUCUAACGCAGCGUUUAAUAGAAACUUCCGAAGAACAGUCGUUGGUGAAACAGCAAGUGUCGGAACAAAACCAGACAUUAAAAUACCUAAGCGAAACCGUCGCAAGUUUAGGCAAACACAUAAUGCAUGAUUCCACUUCUUUCACAGAUCAAUCGACCAACACCUGAAUAUACAAAAAUAAAUUUGCAAAAAUAUAAACAUGUGAGAUUUAGCAAAGCAUUAAAGACGUAUUCGGGAGAUGCCAAUGCGUAUAUCUUUUGCGCAAUUCGCUUUCAUGUUACGAACAGCUAUUUUAUUGUUAAUGUUAAUAAUUUAGCAGAACACAUUUAAUUGAUUACUUCAUCAAUAAAUAUCAUUACUCGAAAUGGUUUUGAUGAUUUAAAUAAAUUGUUUAUGGAGACAUUAUCAGAUGGGAAGUGUAAAAACCUCACAUGGACAGAAUGUGUACUAAAAUACCAAAAGUUUAAACUUUUAGAAGGGAGGUAAUUAAAUGUUAUAUAUCUCGGAAACAAGCAAUGCAACCUAAAGAUUUUUUUAACAUUUUCUAUAUUAUGUAUUUUGAUCUAUAUAAUUUAUACAAAAAUGUGCACUUCUCCACGUUAGGAUUUCUUAUUUUUGAAAACAUUUAAAUUUUAUCUGGAAUAACUGAUAGAGUUAUAGUUAUUUCAGAUUUUACACAUGGACCAAGUGCGGCUGAAAUUAAACUUUUUAAUAAAUAACAUACCGGUAUUAUCAAAUAUCUUGGAACAUUAUUACUAGGCUUUUCUAUUACUAGUAUCAAGUAUAAUGUACAGUUUUAUGAUUUUUGGUAACUUAUAUUUUUUCGCCUAUUUAUAUCUAAAUGCUCAAUAAUGGUGUUCUAAAAAUAAUCAAAGUACAAGAAAACAUCUUUCUUUAAAGAUAUUAAUGCGAGAGGGGCAGCAAAUUAAAAAAGUAAAAAGGUGAACUGAAAGUGAAAGUUAAAAGGUACGAAGAAUUAGUGUACAGUCAAAAGACGUUUUGACGUGAAGAUUCGUUGGAAUCCUCUUAAUACUGCGGAGGAUUCCAGGGCAGUUUGCAGUGUGUCCAAUCAUGGUAAACGCGUCAUGCGAAUUUACUUUACACUUUAUAGUGAUAAUGUACAUGAAUUUUCUUUUGAAACCAUUUAAAAAGGUGGCCGUUAAAAGUGGAUGAAAGUUUCCACAAUAUGUGCAUGUCGAUGCAUAUCAAGUUUGAUUUUAUCAAAUAGAAACUGUAAGAGGCGUUGUACACACAAGGUACAGACUAGUUUUAAUAUGGUUAAAUCUAAAUAAGGGUUGUAACUAAAAAUUGUUAGACAUUAGAGUCCCGAUAGUAUGCGCAUGUUCAGUUCAUGUUAAAGAUGCAUACAAAGUUUGAUUUGAAUUAAAUGAAAUCUGAAAGAG
This is a messenger RNA of Mercenaria mercenaria, 2940 nucleotides long. RefSeq lists its product as uncharacterized. Gene Ontology annotation, biological process: regulation of apoptotic process. The transcript has 11 exons. The record is from RefSeq and is a predicted model, not a curated record. Bases 154 to 1704 code for a protein of 516 amino acids. NCBI's taxonomy places the organism in Eukaryota, Metazoa, Mollusca, Bivalvia, Venerida, Veneridae.